AAUUGUUUGUUGUGUAGGUUACUGUUCAUCCCGACGUUUUACUGUGAAAUGGCCGGAAGUGACUUUUCUAACAUUGUUGUUGUAUUGUCGGGCAGGAAAAGGCGUCGUUAGUAAACAGCGUAAAAGCGAAAAGACGGUUUCGGUUAAUGAGUGACAUCACCGACAAAAGACGUCUCCUAAUCGGUGCCGCUAAAGAUCCACGGUGCAAUUCGGUUGUCCGUCGCUGGCUCAGCUUGUCACUUUGACAAAGCUGAGUUCUGGGCGUCAGCCUGUUUGCUAGCUAGCGGAGCCUCCUAGUAGUAGCAGCAGCAGCAACCGAAACAAGCGGCAGCAGCAGCAGCAACCGAAACAAGCGUUAAGCAUUUGCAGCGGACGACGAUGAUAGCGCUUAUCAACAAACUGCUGGACUGGUUCAAAGCGCUCUUCUGGAAGGAGGAGAUGGAGCUGACCCUCGUUGGCUUGCAGUAUUCCGGGAAGACGACCUUCGUUAAUGUGAUAGCGUCCGGCCAGUUCAGUGAAGACAUGAUUCCCACGGUCGGCUUCAACAUGAGGAAGAUCACCAAGGGCAAUGUCACCAUCAAGCUCUGGGAUAUUGGCGGGCAGCCGCGUUUCCGGAGCAUGUGGGAGCGUUACUGCCGAGGAGUUAGUGCCAUAGUAUACAUGGUGGAUGCGGCCGACCCGGAGAAGAUUGAAGCCUCCAAGAAUGAACUCCACAACCUGCUGGACAAACCCCAGCUGCAGGGAAUUCCUGUUCUGGUUCUGGGCAACAAGCGGGACCUGCCAGGAUCUCUGGAUGAGAAGGAGCUCAUCGAGAGGAUGAACCUGUCGGCCAUUCAAGACAGAGAAAUCUGCUGCUACUCCAUCUCCUGCAAGGAGAAGGACAACAUCGACAUCACUCUCCAGUGGCUGAUUCAGCAUUCCAGGACCAAGAGGAGUUCCUGAGAGUAGACAUCCCCAAACAUACCCACCCCACCCAACCAGCCUGGCCACAUCCACUUAACCAAACCCCUCCCCCCCAUCAUUCUUCCAUCUUCAUGGUUUUUUUUUCCAUGUUGCAUAAACUCUACGACCCUUGAAGCACCUGCCUCUUAGGGAAACCAGGCAGAAAGCAGCAAACGUUACAAAUGAACCCCGCUCCCUGCUGAUUGUCUAACGAAUCUCAAUUAAAGUUUUUCACAACAAAGCAAAGAAGAAGAGUUUUAAACUUGGUCAGGUCACCUCAUUACCGUGUCAGCCAUUUUGACUCAUCCUUCUGGAACCACACAAGCAAAAUGAAAGU
Hippocampus comes (tiger tail seahorse) is the source of this 1279-nucleotide messenger RNA. Its product is annotated as ADP-ribosylation factor-like protein 8A. The coding region runs from base 379 to 942 and encodes 187 amino acids. Gene Ontology annotation, biological process: anterograde axonal transport; protein transport. NCBI's taxonomy places the organism in Eukaryota, Metazoa, Chordata, Actinopteri, Syngnathiformes, Syngnathidae. Gene Ontology annotation, molecular function: GTPase activity; GTP binding. The record is from RefSeq and is a predicted model, not a curated record. The transcript has 7 exons. Gene Ontology annotation, cellular component: lysosomal membrane.